Messenger RNA from Misgurnus anguillicaudatus (oriental weatherfish), 4919 nucleotides. NCBI's taxonomy places the organism in Eukaryota, Metazoa, Chordata, Actinopteri, Cypriniformes, Cobitidae. The record is from RefSeq and is a predicted model, not a curated record.
AUGUCAUCAACUACAUUAGAAGACUCAAUAAGUGAGUCGACACAAACCACAAGUGUUUCUGAAUCAACACCAUCACCUACCACAGAAGGAACAAGUACUUCAGAAGUUACCUCAUCCACAACAGGAAUAUCAUCAACUACAGUAGAAGACUCAACAAGUGACCAGACACAAACCACAAGUGUUUCUGAAUCAACACCAUCACCUACCACAGAAGGAACGAGUACUUCAGAAGUUACCUUAUCCACAACAGGAAUAUCAUCAACUACAGUAGAAGACUCAACAAGUGACCAGACACAAACCACAAGUGUUUCUGAAUCUUCACCAUCACCUACCACAGAAGGAAUGAGUACUUCAGAAGUUACCUUAUCCACAACAGGAAUAUCAUCAACUACAGUAGAAGACUCAACAAGUGACCAGACACAAACCACAAGUGUUUCUGAAUCAACACCAUCACCUACCACAGAAGGAACGAGUACUUCAGAAGUUACCUCAUUCACAACAGGAAUAUCAUCAACUACAGUAGAAGACUCAACAAGUGACCAGACACAAACCACAAGUGUUUCUGAAUCAACACCAUCACCUUCCACAGAAGGAAUGAGUACUUCAGAAUUUACCUUAUCCACAACAGGAAUAUCAACAACUACAGUAGAAGACUCAACAAGUGAUCAGACACAAACCACAAUUGUUUCUGAAUCAACACGAUCACCUACCACAAAAGGAAUGAGUACUUCAGAAUUUACCUUAUCCACAACAGGAAUAUCAACAACUACAGUAGAAGACCCAACAAGUGAUCAGACACAAACCACAAGUGUUUCUGAAUCAACACCAUCACCUACCACAGAAGGAAUGAGUACUUCAGAAGUUACCUCAUCCACAACAGGAAUAUCAUCAACUACAGUAGAAGGCUCAACAAGUGAGCAGACACAAACCACAAGUGUUUCUGAAUCUUCACCAUCACCUACCACAGACAGAACGAGUACUUCAGAAGUUACCUUAUCCACAACAGGAAUAUCAUCAACUACAGUAAAAGACCCAACAAGCGAGUCGACACAAACCACAAUUGUUUCUGAAAAUUCACCAUCACCUACCACAGAAGGAACGAGUACUUCAGAAGUUACCUCAUUCACAACAGGAAUAUCAUCAACUACAGUAAAAGACUCAACAAGUGAGCAGACACAAACCGCAAGUGUUUCUGAAUCAACACCAUCACCUACCACAGAAGGAACGAGUACUUCAGAAGUUACCUCAUUCACAACAGGAAUAUCAUCAACUACAGUAGAAGACUCAACAAGUGACCAGACACAAACCACAAGUGUUUCUGAAUCAACACCAUCACCUUCCACAGAAGGAAUGAGUACUUCAGAAUUUACCUUAUCCACAACAGGAAUAUCAACAACUACAGUAGAAGACUCAACAAGUGAUCAGACACAAACCACAAUUGUUUCUGAAUCAACACCAUCACCUUCCACAGAAGGAAUGAGUACUUCAGAAUUUACCUUAUCCACAACAGGAAUAUCAACAACUACAGUAGAAGACUCAACAAGUGAUCAGACACAAACCACAAGUGUUUCUGAAUCUUCACCAUCACCUACCACAGAAGGAACGAGUACUUCAGAAGUUACCUUAUCCACAACAGGAAUAUCAUCAACUACAGUAGAAGGCUCAACAAGUGACCAGACACAAACCACAAGUGUUUCUGAAUCUUCACCAUCACCUACCACAGAAGGAACGAGUACUUCAGAAGUUACCUUAUCCACAACAGGAAUAUCAUCAACUACAGUAAAAGACCCAACAAGCGAGUCGACACAAACCACAAUUGUUUCCGAAAAUUCACCAUCACCUACCACAGAAGGAACGAGUACUUCAGAAGUUACCUUAUCCACCACAGGAAUAUCAUCAACUACAGUAGAAGACUCAACAAGCGAGUCGACACAAACCACAAGUGUUUCUGAAUCAACACCAUCAUCUACCACAGAAGGAACGACUACUUCAGAAGCUAUCUCAUCCACAACAGGAACAUCAUCAACUACAGUAGAAGACUCAACAAGCAAGCAGACACAAACCACUGGCUCCUUUGAACCUUCACCGUCACCUACCACAGAUGGAACGAGUACAUCAGAAGUGACCUCAUCCACAACAGGAAUAUCAUCAACUACAGUAGAAGAGUCAACAAGUGAGUCGACACAAACCACAAGUUUUUCUGAAUCAACACCAUCACCUACCACAAAAGGAACGAGUACUUCAGAAGUUACCUCAUCCACAACAGGAAUAUUAUCAACUACAGUAGAAGAGUCAACAAGUGAGCAGACAGAAACCACAAGUGUUUCUGAAUCUUCACCAUCACCUAUCACCGAAGGAUUAAAUGUUUCUGAAUCUUCACCAUCACCUACCACACAAGAAACGACUACUUCAGAAGUUACCUCAUCCACAACAGGAACAUCAUCAACUACAAAAGAAAACUCAUCAAGCAUGCAGACACAAACCACAGGCUCCUUUGAACCUUCACCAUCACCUACCACAGAUGGAACGAGUACAUCAGAAGUUACCUCAUCCACAACAGGAAUAUCAUCAACUACAGUAGAAGACUCAACAAGCAUGCAGACACAAACCACAAGUGUUUCUGAAUCAACACCAUCACCUACCACAGAAGUAACGAGUACUUCAGAAGUUACCUCAUCCACAACAGGAACAUCAUCAACUACAAUAGAAAACUCAUCAAGCAUGCAGACACAAACCACAGGCUCCUCUGAAUCUUCACCAUCACCUACCACAGAAGGAACAAGUACUUCAGAAGUUACCUCAUCCACAACAGGAACAUCAUCAACUACAGUAGAAAACUCAUCAAGCAAGCAGACACAAACCACAGGCUCAUCUGAAUCUUCACCAUCAUCUACGACAGAGGGAAUAAGAACAUCUAAAGUUACCCUAUUUACAGAAAUAUCAACUUCAAUUUCAACAGUUCAAACGUGUGUAUGUGACUGUAAUGGUUCCCCAUGCUUCUUCAAUCAGACAAUUGGAAAAUGUCAAUGUCAGUGCAAACCCUCUACUUUCGGGGAUAAAUGCAAUUUUGUAAAUGGUUCUUCCCCAGCUGAUUUAUCUGGAAACACUCCCACAAGGAAGGCAAAGAUCUCUCUUAGACUUAUGAUGGACUUUCUUCCAGAGUAUGGAAAUGUAAAUUCUCCUCAAUACAAAAAUCUAACUUCCAUUUUAAAACGUGAGAUUUCAAUUCUCUGCAGAAGAGCAUAUGACCGAAACUUCAAAGAUGUAAAUAUUACAAAUCUACGGCCAGGAAGUGUUAUUGCUGACAGUAUUGCUGAAUACAACUAUCCCAACAAUAACACACAAAUUCAGUUUUUAAACAAUGGUCUGGUAAAGGAACUGGAACGCAUCUUUAAUGAUUCAGAAUCUUUUAAAAAUCUCUCUGCUGCUCUCGGCAAUGUUUCCAUUGAGAAUCCAAAUAUUACCAUGGAGACACCUGAAAUAUUUAAUAUUACAGAUUUACAGGAAUAUGUGAGGUGCACUGAGGGAUUUGCAAACUUUACAGCAGAGCUUGUAGAUGAUGAAUGGGUAUGUGUGGGACCGUGUGAAAAAGAUCCGAAUUACUGCAGUAAACGUGGUCAAUGCUUCAAUGGGAUAAAUGGAUCACAAUGCCAGUGUGAUCGAUCAAACUUUGAGGAGUACUAUGGAACCAACUGUGAGCUUUACCGCAGAGGAGCCGCUUUCUAUGCUGCUCUGUUUGGGAGUUUAGCAGCUUUUAUUGUGAUUGUCAUUGUUGUGAUUGUUGUGGUUGUUGUGCUUCGGUUUAGAUCCAGCAGCAGGGUUCAUUCUAAAGAAGGUUCGAUUUCACAUUACGAGAACAUGCCUUAUCAAGAAAAUGCACCUGUAAGAGCAAUAUGAUUUAUGGAUGUGAGGAGAGAUGAAGAAUAUUUACCUGCUGUUUUGGAGAUUGUCGACAUUAUAAUCUUAAAGAUGCUUGCUUUUAUUGAACAUUUUUUGAAUUUCUAAAAUGAUUGUUUGGAUUGAGCGAUCUCAUCCCCCAAUUUUGCUAUAGGUAAACAAUAAAAAAACUAGUGUGCUUUUAGCUUAUGAUGGCAGUCUAAUAGAUUAACAUUUUGAUAAACUCUCACUGUUAAACUUUUAAAAAAAUAAAGAAAUAAGGAAUGCAUUUCUUUACAAAUAUUUAUGUUUACAUUGAAACAUAAUCUUGCAAAAUCAUGUUUUUACAUUGUAGAAAACUUUACAUUGUUUUUGUCUUUAUUUUUUUAUCAAAUAUGCUGUAGAAGUCCAUUUAACUUACUAUUUUCAUUGAUGACUUGCUGUAAAUUAUAAAAAAAGUUAAAAUUGAUUGAAUUAUAUUAUUGAGUUAAAAGACAUGUUUCCAUGAAUUACUAAUCACAUAAUGUUUUACAGUGUUGCUUGUUGCUACUGAAUCAUUUAUUUGUUACAAAACAGAAUCAUUUUCUUGUCUUUAUAUGGAGUAUAAUAUUAGCAACACAUUUCUUCUUGUUUUCUUUUUUUUACUUGUAUUAUAAUUUAUAAGCAAAUAGCUGUACUGAAUCCACCAUUAAACCUUUAAAAUGUAAACAGAGAUGGCUGUAUUGAUCUGUGUGAUUUUCACAGUUAUUGUAAGGCAAGAAGGACAGUUUUUAUAAUAGUUUAAUAAGAACACUUGCAGUAACAGUCUAUUGUGACUAGGGGGCACCAGUGAUGCAUUUAUAUUCAUGUUAGUCCUCUCCUCAUCAUAGGUUUCUCAUUACGUCAUCACUUUUGUUGUAGGUAAUAUACAUGAAAAAAUUUAAAAGUGUAUUUUAUUAUAAAUUACCAUCUGUACUGUGUUGAUUUGUAGUGUGGUGAAAUUAAAAAUGCUUUGUUGUUUUACACAAAUUUUCCAAUAAAUUAUAUUUCUUUAAAACACUUCA